UCUCAGCCAAACAGGAAGUGGACCAGAUGUGAAGCAGGACCCUAAUAGUAAAUUAAGGAGCAGUCGAAUGCAUUGGCAUGUUUUAAUUAAGGCGAUUUAAUCGCACAAUGAAUAGUGUCAGUUUACUGAAGUAAUAAGUGAUUUAUACCCGUAGUCGGUUUGGGUCGCAUGUUUGUCGCUUGUCAGUUUCAGUCUGGCUGAACUGGCUCGAGAUGGCAGACGAGGCUCUCUUUCAGUUCCUGCAUAGUGAAAUUAUUCAGUAUGUCAACAGUGCAGAAACUGGGGACUCGGAGAAUGGGCGAUGCGUUUCUAAACUCGAGAACAUGGGGUUUCGUGUGGGACAAGGACUUAUUGAAAGGUUUACCAAGGACACGCCACGUUUUAAAGAUGAGCUUGAUGUCAUGAAGUUUAUCUGCAAAGAUUUCUGGACCAGUGUUUUUAAGAAGCAAAUAGACAACCUGAGAACAAACCACCAGGGUAUUUAUGUGCUACAAGAUAACAAGUUCCGCCUGCUGACCCAACUGUCUGCUGGAAAACAGUAUUUGGAGCAUGCCCCGAAGUUCUUAGCCUUCACCUGUGGACUGGUCCGAGGAGCACUUUCAAACCUUGGUGUGAAAAGUAUAGUCACAGCGGAAGUGUCAGUCAUGCCUGCUUGCAAAUUCCAGGUGAUGAUCCAGAAGAUAUAAUUCACUACAACAGAGCGUAUUGCUUAUAUAUAACAUGUGCAUCUUAAUUUUAUUGCCUUGUCAUUUUUAUAUUCUCUUGCCCAUUUUAUUUUCACUAUGAUUGUUUUUUUUUAAUUGGAAUAACUUGCAAACUACUGGCAUUAAACGUGAUUUGACAUUCAAAGGUCAUGCCUUAUUGUACUGUAUUGUUAGUAUUUUGACAUUCAUUAUUCUCUGUACACAUUCACUGUGUUUUGAUUAUUAAUUUGCACUGAUAACAUUAAAGAUGGAGUCCUAGAA
This is a messenger RNA of Puntigrus tetrazona (Sumatra barb), 965 nucleotides long. It is a transcript of the gene trappc6b, whose product is annotated as trafficking protein particle complex subunit 6B. Gene Ontology annotation, biological process: endoplasmic reticulum to Golgi vesicle-mediated transport; regulation of GTPase activity. NCBI's taxonomy places the organism in Eukaryota, Metazoa, Chordata, Actinopteri, Cypriniformes, Cyprinidae. The transcript is spliced from 6 exons. Gene Ontology annotation, cellular component: trans-Golgi network; TRAPP complex; cis-Golgi network. Bases 213 to 686 code for a protein of 157 amino acids. The record is from RefSeq and is a predicted model, not a curated record.